This is a messenger RNA of Saccharomyces paradoxus, 1779 nucleotides long. RefSeq names its product aspartic endopeptidase (gene YPF1). The transcript has a single exon. Gene Ontology annotation, biological process: membrane protein proteolysis. The record is from RefSeq and is a predicted model, not a curated record. Gene Ontology annotation, molecular function: aspartic endopeptidase activity, intramembrane cleaving. Bases 1 to 1779 code for a protein of 592 amino acids. Gene Ontology annotation, cellular component: membrane; lumenal side of endoplasmic reticulum membrane; cytoplasmic side of endoplasmic reticulum membrane. Lineage: Eukaryota; Fungi; Ascomycota; Saccharomycetes; Saccharomycetales; Saccharomycetaceae.
AUGAGCAAGUACUUGAAUUCAUUUAUUGACCAUGUUUCAGAUUGGUCUUCUCGUGCCUUUGGGGCCAAUUCAUCAAGCGCCAGCCAGGGUGCGUCAAACAAGGAAUUGGAACAAGUUUUUGAACAAAUUAAUGCUAUAGUGGAAAACCACAAUGACAACUUAGCUACUACCUUUGAUAAGAUAUCAUAUCGUGUUGCUCACAAGAUUAUACACUUGGUUGAAAGCCAUUCUUUAGUAUUCAAUUAUGCUACUUUAGUUCUCAUUGCAAGUGCUUUGGUCGCUAUUGGGUCAUUUACGUCUAUUUCUUCUAUUCCAUUUACAGCUCUACCUCCUACUAGGGAACACCCAUUGUUUGAUCCAACAGAUUUUGAUGUGGAUCACGAUUGCCAUGUUAUUUAUAGCGAGGAUGACGAAGAGAAGAAGAAAAAGAAGAAAAGCAAGAGGUUUUUUGAUAUGAUGGAUGAAAAACAUGCAAUUAUACUACCCUUAACUAGCGGUUGUACUCUACUGGCUCUUUAUUUUGUGAUCAAGAAACUACAUCUAAACUGGCUAAAAUAUGUGGCAAAGAUUUUAAAUUUUAAUAUAACACUGUUAAAUAUACCUGCUGCCACAUUUGUCUACUCAUACUUUCUUAACUCACUCUUCAGAAACCUAUCCCAUUUUGCUUCAUGGAAUCCCUUGGUUGUUUUGCCAAGGUACCGUGUGACAAUAGCUGAUGAUAACGAAGACUUGAAUAAAAUAGGUGGGUUUGUUACCAAUUUGAAUUACGAAGAUGUGUUAACCAACUCAGUCGUCCACAAGAAGACAUUAGAUGAGAUUGAAAAAGAUCACUGGAUGAAACACUUUUAUAGAAGAGAGCUACUUGAACCCAAGGAUAUCAAAUCGAAGAGGCAGAUUAGUAACAUGUAUUUGAAUAACGUAUUAAUUGUUUCGUUUGUUCUCUCCGUCAUUUCUACCGCUUAUUUCUAUUUAUCGCCUAAUGAUUGGUUAAUAUCUGAUGCAGUCAGUAUGAAUAUGGCUAUUUGGUCAAUCGCUCAACUAAAAUUGAAAAAUUUGAAAUCAGGGGCCCUAAUUCUAAUUGCUUUGUUUUUUUACGACAUCUACUUUGUUUUUGGUACCGAUGUAAUGGUUACGGUAGCCACUAACCUUCAUAUCCCCGUGAAACUUAGCUUACCAGUAAAGUUUAACACCGCUCAAAACAAUUUCAACUUUUCGAUCCUUGGUCUGGGUGAUAUUGCCUUGCCUGGUAUGUUCAUUGCCAUGUGCUACAAGUAUGACAUUUGGAAAUGGCACCUUGAUCACGAUGACACUGAAUUUCACUUUUUGAACUGGUCAUACGUUGGCAAAUACUUCAUCACUGCUAUGGUUAGUUACAUUGUUUCUUUAAUAUCUGCGAUGGUCUCCUCAUCCAUCUUCAAUACUGCUCAACCGGCUUUAUUGUACAUCGUUCCUUCCUUAUUGAUUAGUACUACUUUAGUGGCCUGCUGGAAUAAAGAUUUCAAGCAAUUCUGGAACUUUCAAUAUGAUACGAUUGAGGUGGAUAAAAGUUUAAAAAAAGCCAUAGAAAACAAGGAGGACUCUAUAACUUAUUCGACUUUUAUCCUAUCAGAAUACUAUGAUGACGCUGACAAGUACGCCUUGCUUGUUGAUGAUGUAACCGAAAAUUUUAAUGACGAUGAAGAGUUCGUGCAAGAGGAAGAUUUCAAUGACAGUUCUGAGGAAGAGCUUUCUGAAGAAGAGCUUUCUGAGGAAGAUCCCUUGGAUGACGAAUCUUCUUGA